Messenger RNA from Hyla sarda, 1996 nucleotides. It is a transcript of the gene CCDC61, whose product is annotated as coiled-coil domain containing 61. The transcript has 14 exons. Gene Ontology annotation, cellular component: centrosome. Lineage: Eukaryota; Metazoa; Chordata; Amphibia; Anura; Hylidae. The record is from RefSeq and is a predicted model, not a curated record. The coding region runs from base 129 to 1613 and encodes 494 amino acids.
AUAGCAGAGUGCGUUGUGCUGGAAGGAACCAAUGGGAGUGGAGGGCGGUGUUGUUGGGGAGACCGGCGGUUUAACUGACCGAAGGGGGUAGUUUUUGAAGGAAGGGGGAAGAGAAGAAGGAUCCCAUCAUGACCGACACAGAGGUGGCGGAAGCCCGCUGCGUCUUCAGAGGCAUUGAACACAUCCUACGCAUCCGUAACACAGGGGAUCGGCUGGAGGUUGAGGUUGAAGAUGCUUUGACCACUGAUCAGUGGAGAGGGGAGUUUGAUGCUGAAUUUGUAGAAGACCUCACUCACAAGACGGGAAACUUUAAGCAAUAUUCCAUUUUCUGCAAUAUGCUGCACUCCGCACUCACUCAGAGUAGUGAAUCGGUAACCCUAGAUCUCCUGACUUACGCUGACCUGGAAUUGCUUCGCCACAGGAAAGCCGGAGGAGUGCAGCGUCCAGCUCCUCAGGCCAAAAGCUCAUCUCUUACCUCCAAGCGAUACCUGAUACUUAUCUACUCUGUAGAAUUUGACAGGAUCCAUUAUCCCCUCCCUCUUCCCUACAUUGGCAAACCGGAUCCUGUCUACUUAAGACAAGUGAUUCGGGGGCUGAAAGACGAGCUGGCUGUUCUGAAACUAGCACCAAGUGAGGAAAGCAGGGAGACCGAGGUCCGACGGCUGAAGGAAGAGCUCCAACGAGUGACACAGGAAAAACAAGAGGCCGAUCUUGCCUUACAGAGGCUGCAGGACCUUGAAGUCCCUAAUGGUAAAGAAACCAGUCAUAUACGUAUCCUGAAGAGAGCGGUGCAGACUUUAGAGUUAGAACUUCAGAAAGAAAGGAGCAGGAGUCAGCGACUGGCAAGCAAGAGGAAGGAAGAAAGCAGGCAACUAACAGAGGAGCUGGAAGAACUGCGAGCGAUAGAGCGGACCCUUCGUCUGAAAGUAAAAAGUCUAAGCACAGAGCUGGCUAUGUACAAAAGAGGACGUGUGACACCUAUGGGCCCCUCCUCACAGAGUCGCUCCAGCUCUGCAGGCCGGGGGCCUUCUCAUCGUAGCUCAUCUAGGGGAGAGGCUUCCUCAAGAAGAGAGAGGUCCACAUCACGGGACAGAAGUGAACUUAACUCCCGAGAGGGAAGGAGUCUCACAAGGCAGCCAAGAUUAUCGCCUUCCCCUGUGGCUAUCCGACCACCUCGAUUUGAUCCAACAGCCUAUGUCCGAGACAAGGAACGAAAGCUGAAAGAGGUGGAUUUAAAAAAAUGUCGACGGGUUUCCAGUUCCCCCUCUAGUGUGAGAGGCCAGAGACGUAGCUCAUCAAUUGAAAGUAUUCGAAGUCAUCGAUCGUAUCAAAGCUCAGGGGAUGAAAUGGAUUAUGCCGAACAUCUACGCAGCAGUGAUGAUAGAAAACCAGCAGCACGUGGAAAGAAACCCUUCACUCACUCAUCCUGGAACAGCCGAAAUAGCGGCAAAAAAGAUAGAUUACCUGUAAAGAAGAGGCUUUCCAGCACCCCAACUUAUGAUCGAAAAAUUGAGAAAGAAAACCGCUUCGACCCACUCUCCGACCUCUCGGACAUCGAUACUCGACUUCAAGCGUUGCAAGACUACAUGAGGAAUCUGGACACCCGCACCUAAGACUGCAGCUCUGAAGUAGGGACCAAAUUUCGACAAUCUGCUGGCUCCCAGAUUCAAGGCAUUACAGUGGAAAUGGAAGGCUGUGCCAAUGGAUUCCAGGCACUCAAUGUAUAUGAAGUGUGUUUUUAACUUUUUGCUAAGUUAUAUGUAAUCAGGGAGGACAAUUUGGAGAGAAGUCCGAAUUCUCUGAAGGUUUUUUCCUUCCUGCUCCACCUGUGGCGAAUUGAGUAUGAGUGGUUGAGAGCACUUACUGAAGUGAGCUGUAAUGGAGAGGCAAUAAGGAUUCAAUCGCCCAUUGUUCUCAGUGAUGUAAGGUCACGCCAAAUCCUGUUAAAAAUAAAAAUAAAUUAUGUUUGUGUGUGUGUGUGUAUGUAUAUAUAUAU